Messenger RNA from Symbiodinium sp. CCMP2456, 2736 nucleotides. The record is from the annotation of a GenBank genome assembly. Lineage: Eukaryota; Dinophyceae; Suessiales; Symbiodiniaceae.
AUGGGAUGCCCCGACCGCGUUCCAUCCGGCUUUUUCCUGACGGACGUGCUGCUCUACGCCGAUGACAUCUUGGAACGGAAGCUCUUGAAAGGCCACGUGGGUGACCUCAGAGUCGAGUUUGCCUCGAGGGAGGCCGUCAAGCUCAAGGGCUUGAUCGGCGCUUUGCGCUACCUCUGGCGCAGUUCGCCGCGCGGACUUCAUGCCCGCGUCACUGAGCUAAAGCUUCUCUUGAAGACCGACCCUCGCCGUGCUCGACAGGCACCGGCUCUGGAGGACGCGAAUGAUGACGGGAACGAUUCGGACGGUGACGCAUGCAGCGAGAAUGCAGAGUCCGAAGCCGAAGCCUCGACCGAUGACGCAGACAUGGGUGAAGCUCCACUUGCCGACCGUCCGGUCAUCGAGGAGCUGCCAGCGUUCCCAGUCACGGAGGACCUCCCGAGCCCGACUGGGGAUGGGAGCUUGGAUGGCUCCAGCGACGCAGCCUUGCCAAGCCCAGUGCCUGGAGACAGGAGCCCACCCUCGUGGAAUCCAGUUCCCGGCGAUGCAGAGAGUGUAGCCUCCUUCGAGCCGCCCUCCAUCGAGGCAGACUUGCCAGACCCGAAGCGCGAGCUCUCCUUCGAUCCGCCUUCGAUUGUUCGCCGAAAGCAUGGCGAUGAGAGCCCACUCUCCAUCGAUGUGGACUCUGAAGCCGAAGCCUUGAAAGAAGCCAAAGCCUUGCAAGAAGGCGAGGACUCUGGAGCCGAAACCUUGAAAGAAGGCGCAGCUUUCAAGGUGCCAAAGUUCCCAGCUCCAGAGGGCGAAGACGAGUCGCUAGCCCUUGUGCUAGCCAGUGACGCUGGGAAUCACGAGCCUGCUUCGGAGAGCGAGGACAGCGAAAAGACCCGGGUGCUUGGUUCGCACUUGGUUGGCGACGACAGCAGCAGUGAGGCUGCUGUUGAAGAUACGAAACUCCAGAAGUUCCGCGAGAAGACUUUGGCCAGGGCGAAGAGAAUUUCGAACGGGCACGCGUUGAAGAACGAGUACCUUCGGCACUGCAGCAACAUCAUCAACAAGAAUGGUUUGGACUCUGUGAAGAUGGGCCUUGGCAAGGACAAGCACUUCCGCAAGUUCGUGGCGAGGAUGGUUGUAAAGGACGAUCCUCCAGUGCAUCCCCGGGGUGCCAAGUCGGCAGCCUCGAGCUCCAGCGAUCGCGCUGCCUUCGGAGACGACCCCACGUCAACCCAUGACAAGAAGAAGAAGAAGCGAGCUGGCGAGUCUAUGGACGCGAAGUGGACGAAGACGCCACUGUCCAAGCGCCCCAAGGGCGCUGGGUCAGUGGAGGAGAUGCUCCGUGUUACGCCCUCCCCGCUGUCGCUUCCCAAGAAGGCGCGCAAGGAGUCCAAAGAGAAGGAGCAGGGACGCGAGGAAGCCCCGAAGAUCAAGAAAGGCAUGGAUGCGCCCCGCGAAGAGGAGCCGAAGAUCAUCAAGAAGAAAGCCAGGGAUGCGCCCCGCGAAGAGGAGCCAAAGAUCAGCAAGAAGAAAGCCAGGGAUGCCCGGCAUGUUCCUGCAGGCGAUGACGAGUCGAAGAUGAGCAAGUUCCAUCUCUUCAAUUUGAAAGAGCUCAACAUCCCGUCCGAGGCGUGGCCCAGCCGAGAUGGCGUCUACAACGGCAGGUGGGGGUACACGGUGAUUGCAAUGAUGGUUGCUCUCCUUUUCUCUAUAGAUGGUCUUUGCUGGGACACCCCGACAGACCAUGUGGAGCUUUUCGCGGGGAAAAUGUCCGUCACAAAAGGCGAGUGGGCUGAAGGACGUAGAGCUGUACCGUUUGAGAUCAAAUUGGAUGCUAACAACAUGGACAUACUUAGCAGCGCCGGUUUUGCCAAUGCGAUGUUCCAAAUUUGCAAUCUAAAACCUGGAUCCGGCUGCUUGUCAGCUCCUGUGUGCAGCUCCUGGGUUUUUAUGAGCCGUGGGACUACAUGUCGAACAAAAGCUAGGCCGUUGGGCCGAAGUGACAAUGAAGGAGUACACAACGGGAACGUCAUGACAGCUCGUGUUCUGAUUCUGAUGCUGCUUGCCUCAGCCAAAGGCAUAUUCUGGCUUCUCGAGCAGCCGGCUUCGAGCAUCAUGGAGCAUCACCCCUGCUUCCAAGAAGUGCUUGGCAUGGUACAUCUCGUGAAAAAAACAAUCUACAUGCAAAACUACGGCCACCAGGCAGUGGAUGACUUGGUCCUCUUUCAAACCUCGCGGCAGAGUUCGCAACAAGAGCGGCCACAGACCUAUGCAUAUCCAGAUGGGUUGCUCGGCCGUUGUGCAGUUGCGCACGAGUCGAUGGUUCGCAAGCCUCACGCAAAGACAGCGUGCUGCAUGGAUUUCACCAACACGCGGGCAUUGGUGUCUGUGCUGGGCAGGUUCCAAACCUACCUCGCUUACUUGAGAUUAUGGGUGUUUGCCAUUUGGUCGCGCUUGGAGGAGGCUUUGACAUCUAUCGUAAGCCUGGAAGAACGCACCUUUAACACGCUCUUGAAUCUCAACAUGCACAUCACCCGUGUCGAACAAAACAUGGACGAGCGCAUGGAUGCCGUGGAAGAGCACUUUCCAAAUAUUCAACAACAGUUGCAUAUGCAGCAUCGAACUUCAUGGUUGACUUGGAUUCUCCUCUUUCAGUGCUUGCGGUUGUUCUGGGAGCACCUCGUUGUGCCUCCUGCAUCCUGCCGCAUCGGCAUGGAGUUUUGGCCUUGUACCUAUAGAGGCUCCUGA